Messenger RNA from Rhinichthys klamathensis goyatoka, 2338 nucleotides. RefSeq names its product polyunsaturated fatty acid 5-lipoxygenase-like. Gene Ontology annotation, cellular component: nuclear envelope. The transcript has 12 exons. NCBI's taxonomy places the organism in Eukaryota, Metazoa, Chordata, Actinopteri, Cypriniformes, Leuciscidae. Gene Ontology annotation, biological process: linoleic acid metabolic process; lipid oxidation. The record is from RefSeq and is a predicted model, not a curated record. Bases 1 to 1884 code for a protein of 627 amino acids. Gene Ontology annotation, molecular function: iron ion binding; arachidonate 5-lipoxygenase activity.
AUGCAUACCCAGUGGGAUCUUCAGAUGGUGCUUAACAGCCUGCGUUUACCACCUUAUGAACCACUUGAACAAGCUGAUAUUAAGAGUCUUUCGAUGAAGACUGCUUUUCUCUUGGCUAUAACGUCAACCAGAAGAGUAGGUGAGCUUCAUGCUCUCUCGGUGAGUCCACAGUGUCUCAGAUGGGGGCCCGAGUACAAUCAGGUUACACUCUGGCCGAAUCCAGCUUUCCGACCUAAAGUGUUGUCUGACCGCUUUGUGAACCAGCCCAUUCAGCUUGCGGCAUUUAAUCAAGAGGCUUCCCAGACAACUGUGUGUCCAGUGAGAGUAUUGCGACACUGGAAAGAGUGGCACAAAGGCUUCCCUAAGAGCAUGGAUGAUCUCCCUCCAAAAGUUCAGUUCGAUUCAGCAAAAAGUUUCGAGUUUCGUUCCAAUUUCCUGAAAGUGAUUGGGGAAUCAUUUCUUGACAAAGUUAGAGGUUUAUUUAAUUCCUGGAAAGACGUGGCUGAUUUUGAAAAUUUAUUGGGAAAUUUUAAUUACAAGGACACUCUACUAGAGAAAGUGAUGCAAGACUGGAAUAAGGAUUACAUGUUCGGCUAUCAGUUUUUGAACGGCUGCAAUCCUGUCAUGAUCAGGAAGUGCAAGGAAAUUCCAGACAAGUUUCCAGUCACACAUGAGAUGGUGAAGGGCUUUCUGGAGAAAGGUGUCACACUACAAGAGGAAUUACAGGCGGGAAACAUCUACAUAGUGGAUUAUGACAUACUGGAGGGAGUCCUAACAGCCAACGAUCAGGUCUGUCUGACUGCACCCCUCUGCCUGCUGUACAAGAACAGACUGGACCAAAUUGUGCCAAUUGCCAUUCAGGUAUCUCUCAGUCAAACUCCAGGGGAAAAGAGCCCAAUCUUUCUCCCGAAUGAUAAUAAAUAUGAUUGGAUGCUUGCCAAGAUGUGGGUGAAAUCUGCCGACUUCAUUGUACACCAGUUGGAGACGCACUUUCUCAGGACACAUCUGAUAUCAGAGGUUUUUGAAAUUGCCAUGCACAGACAGCUCCCUCCAGUCCACCCUGUAUACAAGUUACUGAAACCUCAUGUUCGUUUCACAACUGCAAUCAAUGCAGUGGCUCGUGAAAGACUCAUCAGUAAAGACGGGAUCAUCACCAAGAUUAGUAGCCUCACUAAAGAUGGGAUAAAUGAAGUGAUUAGAAGAGCCAUGGAGACUUUAUCCCAUGAGUCCCUGUGCUUCCCUGAGACCAUAGAAGCUCGAGGAAUGAAAGAUGCGCCCAAGUACUAUUAUAGAGAUGAUGGCAUGAAGAUCUGGGAGGCAAUACACAAUUUUGUGUCUGCUGUGGUCAACAUCUACUAUGACAGCGAUGAGAAAGUUCAAGGAGAUGAGGAGAUUCAAGGAUUUGUUGAGGAUUGCCACACUGGCAUGAAAAAAUCUCCCAUCUCUCUGAAAACUCGAGAGGAGUUAGUCAAGUACCUGACCGUUGUGAUAUUCAUAACUUCAGCACAACAUGCUGCUGUCAACUUUGGACAGUUUGACUGGUAUGGCUGGAUCCCCAACAGUCCUUCCAUCAUGCGCAAGCCGCCUCCCAAACAGAAGGGCAAGGUGGACAUGAAGUAUAUCAUGGAGAGUCUGCCUGAUCGUGGAUGUUCCAGCUUGGCUCUAGGAACCGUUUGGGCCCUCAGUCGCUUCCAGAAGAAAGAGCGGUUCUUAGGCACGUAUCCAGAGAUGUGCUUCACAGAGGAACCAGUGAAGGAAGCCAUAAAGACUUUCGGCAAGAAACUAAAAGAGGUGACCAACAUCAUCAAGAGCCGGAAUGAGGGAUUAGCAUUUGAUUAUUGUUAUUUGUCCCCAGACAAAAUCCCCAACAGUGUUGCAAUUUGAAAAAAUAUUUUGCCAGGCCUAUAAAUAAUGUUUAUGGCUAAUGUGUGCUUGAUAUAAGAGAGAAGAACAGCUCUACUUAAGUAUUGUAAAACACAGAGCAUUCAGCCUUUUGAGGCGAUUUAUAGAAAUUAUGUUUCAUUAACUCUUUUUGUAUUUGACUCUGUUGCUGGGAAGUAAGGGAUAUUACUUUGUAAUGCCAUCUGUGCACAUAUGUAUGUUAUCUCAGGGGUUAUUGUUUGGUUCACACCAGGAAAGCAGAACAGUUUAUUUGACCAUAUGCUUUAAAGAGCUAAACUUGUGCUAUAAUCCAUUUAUUAUUGUCUUUCUUUUUAUUCUUUUCUUUAAUCAUAUAAACUUGCAAAUUUAUAUAUCCAUACUGUGGUAUUAAUUUACUCAUCUUUUGAUUCAUUUAUUGAUAUUCUUUAUUGCUCAGAUAAUCUAUUGUUUGUAGUCC